Trypanosoma conorhini is the source of this 8139-nucleotide messenger RNA. RefSeq names its product putative calcium channel protein. NCBI's taxonomy places the organism in Eukaryota, Euglenozoa, Kinetoplastea, Trypanosomatida, Trypanosomatidae. Gene Ontology annotation, molecular function: voltage-gated sodium channel activity. The record is from RefSeq and is a predicted model, not a curated record. Bases 1 to 8139 code for a protein of 2712 amino acids. Gene Ontology annotation, biological process: monoatomic ion transport; transmembrane transport. The transcript has a single exon. Gene Ontology annotation, cellular component: voltage-gated sodium channel complex; plasma membrane.
AUGAGCGGGACACCUCCACUCUCCCCGCCGAAGACUGGCACCGGCGAGCCGCCGAAGCGCACGCCGCGGCCGCCGGACUCAGGUGACGGCCGCAACCAGAAAAACAGUAGUACGAGUAGUAGCAGUAGCAUUUUUCCGCCAAGAGGCGCAGGGCGCCUGCGGCUUCCUCCGCCACUACCGCCGGUGAAGGGAACCGGCACGCUGGCUCCGCCCACGGGUGCGGGGACUGUGCCCGCGCCUAGUCACCCCCCGCUGGGGCGUCUCGCGCCGUUGCAACGAAACUUGGACGGGGCUGAAGGGUCGGCCGCGGCACGGCAGUCCCCACCGCCGCGGAACCCGGGUAAUGCCUUCAUGCCGUUUCCAGGCGAAGUACCGGAGGUGGAUGAGGGUGGAAAUGAGCACAGCAACAAUACCGCUGGUAGUGUUCAAAGCUCACAAGCACACGUCAACCCGCUCUCGCCAUCACGAGAGCAGCAGCAGCAGCAGCAGCAGCAGCAGCAAAGUCAAUCGACGCCCCCAAGGAAGCCAACUGAGACUGCGGGCACUUCAUCGACGCGAUCGCGUGUGUUGAUGACGCCGUCUGCGAGUCAACAAGAGGCACGAACAAAAAGCGCCGUUUCUGGUGAAGAAGCAGUGGAAGUGUUGUGCCCUCUGCAAACGCAGACGCGCCCAACCGAACGCUUCUUUGUAGAGUUUAAUCCAGGCAACAUUGGGGGGGAUAGAGGUGGUGGCGUGGAGGUAGAUGAAGACGCGCUACUUUUUGAUCGGUUUGCGGAGUACACCGACGAUGAUUCCUUCUUUUCGUCAGGUUCUUGUGUACUUGAGCAGGACCCACGCCGUCUGCAAAAAGACCUGUUUCGGGAGCGGGCAGUGCGUUCUGUCUUUGACACACUGAACUUGCGCGCCCUCACCCGCGGACGGACACCGCAAGAGUUGGAGGACAGUGACCGAGGGAAUGCAAGUUGGAUGUUUCAGGUUCACCAACGUGCCGUGGCGCUGCAUCACUCGUCCUUUUUUGUCUUUCCCCCAGGCAUGAAGGCACGUGUGGUGGCGUAUAAUGUGAUGCACCAUUGGCUCAUGGAGUUUCUAAUUAUACUUAUUAUACUUGGUUAUUCCAUCUUUACUGCCUCAUGGGCGCGCUACACGGCCCCGGAGUCGGACAAACCGGACUUUAUGGUCUUUGCCGACGUCUUUUACACGGUUAUUUACGGUAUAGAAAUUUUGGUGCGCAUGUUCGCAUCCGGAUUUGUCCUUCACCCACGUGCGUAUUUCCGUUCCCCGUGGCACUGGCUUGACACGGCGGUUUUUGUGCUGAUGGUGAUGAACUGUACCUAUUGGAGGUAUCUCUGGAACUUCACGGCCUUUCGUCUUAUUCGGGUCAUCAAGGCAUGCACCUAUCUUCCCUUCUCGACUCGGAUAAAACUGCUUGCCAAGUCUGUUUUGCGUUCCACAUGUAAACUGUUCCAGACCUCCGUAAUUCUUGUGUACGUGCUCUUUUUUUUUGCACUGAUGGGGUUGCAGUUGUUCCGUGGAGCCCUGCAUCAUCGGUGCGUCAACUCCGUUACGGGGGUCGCAACGGCGCAGCUCUGCCGGCCGGCGGCCACAGGAGACUACUGGUUUUACUGGGGCCACACCUGUGAGUCGGGAUACCUUUGCGUGGCGGACGCGUCUCCCAACCCGCACUACGGCUUCCGCAGCUUUGAUGACGUGGGGCAUGCGCUGCUCUCGACGUUUCAAAUCAUGACGUUUCAGGGCUGGACGAGUCUGCUGGUGGAGACGAACGAUGCGGUGAACACCCUGGCGAUACUGUACUACGUCUUCACCAUCUUGUUCUGCGCGUGGUUUAUUCCUGGCCUCUACAUUGGCGUCUUUAUUGAGAAGAUUGAGAAGACGAGCCGUCUUUUCGUGCAGAAGCAGCUGCAGCUGUUUGACAGCAUGCUGCUGGAGCAGCGACAGCGCAUGACGAAGGCCAUUAAGCUGCACGACUUUGUCGAGCGUGACGAAAGCGGGCGGCUGCGACGUAGGGCACCUGAAGAAGUUUCCGGGAAUGUAAGCAGUCGCGCCGAAAACGUGGGCCCCCACGCCGGCAACGGAAACAACCUUGACGCCGCCUCUGCCCUCUCAUCGUGCAGCGAACGAAACGACGGUGGUGGCGGCAGCAUCAAGCGGCGCACCAAAUGGACGGACGAGCAACGGGUGCAGCUGCACCUCUCGCUCACGCGGCAGCGCGACAUUGCGGAAAAAUGCAACAGAAAGCGACGUGUGAUGUUCAAGGCGGAUGACAACGGCGUCGCUCACGCGAACGGAGGCGUCAAAACCUCCUCACAGUCUGCACACACAACAAGCCAGAUGGAGGGAGGUGACUUUGCUCUCGGCGGACGCGUGGGGAUGGUGCAGCACCACCCUCUCACCUACACGAUCGGCGCGUCCCAUGGCAGCAAGUUGCCGCUGGCCAUCCGCCUGGAGAAUGAGCAGGGGCGACUGCAGUUCCUGAGGUCCUACCAAAACCUGGAGGAAACGGAAGAGACGAGCCCUCAACGUAGCGCACCUCGUGUGGCACGGGGCAUCGGCGGCGGCACACCAAAUGCUGCGGGCACGCCAUUUAAGUUUCAUGCCUCUCCAAUGCAACGCGGCGGGGGUCACGUGGAGGAGUCGGGGACCAGUAUUAUUGCCACAAGAGAGUCCGCUGGUGUCAUUCCCAAUCGUCGGUCUGUGCAGGCGCGCGCCAACGGCAACGCCGAAUCUCCCUCAUCUCACACAAGUGCCUACUUUUCCGCUGCACACGACUCGGUAGCUGGAGCGUCGCAGCCGCAAGAGCUGCUUAUUAAUGACCCGGAGGGUGGUGACUUCCGCUAUGCCACAACGUGUGGGCAACGGUGGGGCAUCAUCCGGAACAUACUUCAUAUGUUUACCGAGGGUUACCCCCGUAUUCUUACACAAUACCUCUGGGAGCACAAACGCAUGCAGCGUCGUUUUGGUCUAUUACCCCUUAACUACGUGAAUAAAUACGAGGAGGCUGCACUGCGUAAAUUGCGUCAAAAACGCGCGCGACGAGGCAAAUUGGUUCGCCAAAACGACCACCUCGACGAAAGCGGCACAGACGACUAUAGUGAAAUAGAAGGAUAUAACAAUGAAGACUCAAACCAAGCCGAUGUUGGGCGUUUUUCGCCCAUAAAUAUGGCUAAAAAUAUCGUUGAGAAUGCGCGUGUGACUGUAUUUAAUUGGAUCAUGCUCUUUCUCGUGUUUGCCAACGGUGUAUUUAACGCAUCGCGUCAUUAUGGACAACCGAACAACUGGGAUGACGGCCUCUUCGUCGCGGGUGUUUGCUUUACCUCAUUGUUUAUGCUGGAGCUUAUCAUUCGCAUUAUAGCCUUGGGACCGGGCCCUUUUGUAUGUGACUUUUUCAACGUUCUUUGCCUUAUUGUGACCGUCAUUGGUUUCUUCGAAUUGGGCUUUGGCCACUCCAACAGCAUCACGGUGCUGAACUGGGUUCGUUUCCUGCGGCUUCUCCGUAUUGCGCCCUUUGCCCCAAUGCGGCGGGUCACACGCGUGCUGCUGCUUGGGUUUCAGGACAUUGUAUACGCCCUCAUCUUCUUCUCUGUGUACAUGUUCAUGUGGAUCCUCAUUGGUAUGGCCUUCUUCGGGGGCCGGAUGCGUCAGCUCGUCACUAGCAACGACGACUACAGGAGACUUGGCUCCUUUGACAUCUUUUCCGAUGCCGCGUUCGCCGUGUCGCAGGCGUUUUCGUACGAUCGUGACGAGUGGCUGUACCUGUCGUGGGAUGGGAUGCGGGCCCGCGGGGGGUAUACAAUCAUGUAUUUCUUGGCGGUUGUAGGUGUGGCGUUUAUAUUUCGCUACUUAUUCAUCGCCGUCUUUGCGUGGGCGUGGCAGCAAGAGGAAGAGAGCGAGGAUUACGCCCCACCCACGACGGGCAAACGUGGCCCGCAAUCCCGUGGAGCGCCGCGCCUGCGUUGGUUUGACUUCACGGUGUGGCGGUCUUUUAAGCACAUUCAUGGCGGCUUUGAGCGGCGUGACGUGGCACCGGAUGAGGUGUUCCACUUAAACCAAGAUAUGCGUCAGCAGCUGCGCAUUGCUGAGGCGAAGGAACGCUUCUCGAGGGAGAGCGUUGCCAGACGCGGCUUCUCCACGGACCCGCAACAGGUGUCUUCCAACAGCGUCAGCAUGGAUGGAAACCUUGCCUCGUACGUGAUGGCGGACACGCAACCCCCACAGGUGGUGGUGCCGCAGUUUGUCAACGUCGGUGGUCAGCUACAGCGGCAAAUGAGCAUGCCGAGCACGUUUGAGGAGCCACCACCGCCCCCUGUCAGUGCCCCAAUUUCCCAGUUUCAGGCAGAAAACGCUCAACUGCGCUUUGCGCGACGCUACAGCGCCGUCCCUGCAACGGCGUACCAUCAGACGGAGGGUGACGAGCUGCAUGCUGCAAACAUGUUACCCUUAGUCUCGACGCCGUCCGAUAUGGCGUUACAGAACAGCACUGGUUCUGCGGCCGACAUGGCAGCCGAGCUUGAAGGCUUUGCCCACCCACAGGGAGGGCGAACGCUGGGCGCACACGGAGUGCGUGGUUCCAGCUCCUUGCCGAAUGAUCGUCAUUCAAGUGUCACGGGGCACUUCACCACAUUGGGAUACGAAAAACCCACAGUAAUGAAAUACGGAGAGCUGAUGGAAGGUCGACCGCAGCCCAACGAGCCGGAAGAGAAGGGAUAUCGUGGGAACGUUCCUAUGACGGGGGGUGGCAUUGUGUAUGAGCACAUUCUCCUUCCUGGUCCACGUCUGCGCUACAAACACGUUAUGGUGGGACGACGUCGCCGUGUGUUUGAGCGUUGUUUGGACUGCAACACGCAUAAGCAGAUGCCGUUGCGAGCCCCACCAAACGUCCAGCAACGUACACCGGAUGAAUUGCAUGCCGAACAUUGUCAUAUGGCCGCCGUGCGAAGCUCACGUCAAUUGGUUUUAAAUACUAUUAUAGGAUAUGUCCGUUUACAGAAGGAGUUGGGAGGACCCCCGACACGGGAGGCCGUAGAAACCGUGCUUGGGCAAGCCUGGAGUUGUGGGAUGCUGCUCUUUGAUAGCAUUGAGUACCUUUCCUGCUCUGACAUUGAGGUCCGCGAAUACCGCACGUGGGAUCGGACUCUGGAGGCCUUGCAAUUGCAGCAGUGGUUAAUCGGUCUACACGUUGGAGAGGAGCAGGUGGGGCGUGCGACCCUUGCCUACAUCCUCGCCCACCAGAAGACGCAGGAGCGUGCUGCCGCCUACAGCUCAUUCCAUCGUUCGUGGCGGGACCGUUCUUUUUUCAUAUUUUCCCCCAGCAACCCGCUGCGUCGCUUUGUGACGGCCAUUGUGGAAUCGAGUUGGUUCGAGUGGCUUAUCCUUGCCGUCAUCUUCGCCGCCGCCAUCUGCCUCUGCUUCUACGACCCAAGGGUGGAUACCUACACCUCCGGGAAGUACGUGACGCUGCACGUUCUGGAUGACAUCUUUGCCGUCAUCUUUGCGGUGGAGAUGGUGUUGAAGUGGAUCAGCAUGGGCGUUGUGCUCGACCUUCACGUAGCGUACUUUUGGCGUCGGUGGAACAUUUUUGAUUGCUUUAUAACCGUCGUCUCACUGAUUGCCUUCGCGCCGGCGUACGCCCACUUUCGGUACCUCAAAGUCAUGCGAUGCUUCCGUAUUCUUGGACCCUUGCGCUACUGCAGCUUCAACAGGGAGCUCUCGAAACUCGCCCUGACCAUGUGGGACUCCGUUCCCACCCUGGCCAACGUAUUGCUGUUGUCUUUGUUGAACUACAUUGUGUGGUCCAUCCUCGCCGUGCGUCUAUUCAUGGGUCUGACGCACAGCUGCACUUCCCCGUCGUACCUCAACAAAACUUCAUGUGUGGACGCUGGUGAAAGGUGGAUUGGGCCGCAGCGUAAUUUUGACAACUUCUACGAAAGUCUUCUGACCAUGUUUGAGGUGAGCACAGGGUCCCAGUGGCUGGACGUCAUCUACCAGGGCGUGGAUGGGUGGUCGACGGAGUCGGCGCCGAUUGCUAACCGCCACCCAUCCAAGGGUCUCUUUUUCAUUGCCUACUAUUACGUCUCGCAUCUUGUGCUCUUCUCACUCUUUGCUGCCUCGCUGAUUUACUGCUACCUGCUCGCCAAAAACGCCGCGGAGGAUGUGACAGACAUCACGUUUGAACACCAGCUCUGGAUGCGCAUGCAACGCAUGAUUCUGCGCCUCAAGCCUCGUGUCGCGCUGAUACCGUUGGGUAACUCCUUUUCACGCUUUCUGCACCGAAUUGUGGUUCAUCCCUUAUUUGAAGUGGUGAUGGCAUGUAUACUCUUCUUUAACCUCAUCACAAUGUCGCUGUACUGGUACGACAACAGCUCGAGACAAGAAAAUGCCUUGGAUGCACUCCAAUAUGUAUGGGUCGCGCUCUUUACGGUGGAAAUACUCAUGCGACUCGCCGCCCACGGCUUGCGCGCCUUCUCACGCUGGUCGUUCUCAUUUAACGUGUUUGUGACUUGUCUUUCGUACCUCCAAAUUGGUUUGAAUACCACGGUCGACCACCACGUGCCGUUUAACGUCAACGUGCUUCGUCUGCUGCAUCUGGGGCGCAUGCUCAAGCUUGUGGACUUUUUGUUGCCACUGCGACACCACCUUCACUUACUGCACGAAGCAUUGCUGCUCUCCGCAUCUUCGCUUGUGAAUGUCACACUGAUAUUGGCGCUUGCCGUGUUUGUGUUUGCGGUGCUUGGCAUGCAUCUUAUUGGCCCCGUGGUUCCCGUUCCGGGCGGAUACAUUGAUGGGACCUACAACAACUUUCUGACGUUUCCCAAUGCUCUUAUGAUGGUGUUCCGUCUUGCCACGCUAGAGGACUGGGUCGCGAUGCUGCGCGCGAGCGUGGCCGAUGGAAACCCCUGCCCACUACCCAACUGCAAAACGACGAAUUGGGCGCCUGUGUUUUACGUGCCCAUUGUCAUUUGCUUUGCCCUCAUGAUCGUGCACCUGUACUUGGCGGUCCUCGUCGACCACUACGUUGCGGUGGCGCGGAUGAAGGCGAGUGUGACGCGCAUGCACGACCUACGACGGUUUCGCGACCUGUGGUCCGUGCGCGACCCGAACGCGCGGCUCGUGCUGCGGACGAAGGAACUGCCGGAGUUACUUGAGGCACUCCGUCCCCCCCUCGGACUUGCGUCGCGCAACAACCGCGUCGAACUGAUGCGCCUUCUGCGCGAGUACGGCAUCCCUGACCACGGCGGCAAAGUUUACUACUAUGAGGUUAUGCUGCCGCUGGCCCGUCGGGUCCUCGCAAUGGCGUUUAGCGAAGAGGAGGUAAACGACGGUACCACGUUAGAAUCGGUGUGGCGGCAUUCCGAAAGCUUCCUCCGUGCCCUACCGACGGUGCUGGUGCGCCACGCCAGCGCCACCACUGCCCAGCACUUUGCGGCAAGUUAUGUGCAGGCCGCCUACCGUCGUGACAAGGCAUGCCGGCAGAUGCAUCAACUACGGGCAAACCUUUGGCGUGAGGCUCGCAUCGCGUGUGACGAGCAUGGCCUGCCAUACAGAGAUUAUGGCUUUGGUGGGAUCUCCCUGGAGGAUGAUGACCCGCGGGAGGAGGCCGCUCGUCGUGGUUUAUCGAUAGACAGUCCGGAGGGAAAGAGAAAGCAGAAGACGGCAGCUGAUGUCACUGCAGCGGCAGCCGCCGCCGCCACUGCCGGCCGCUCCGCGUCCUCCACAAGGACCAGCGAGGAGAGUGUGAACAACCAGCUGCCGGCUGCACGUCUUCCAGGGCUGUACCAACCGGCGAUUGACGAGAAGGAGAAGCGGUUUGGUCCGGAAGUGCCCAACGCCGUCCGCCGCCACGAGACCCGCUCCGACAAACUUCGCCGGAAGGAGGAGGAGCGUCAGCAACAGCACGAUCCUUUGGACCGGCAGCCGUCUAUACCAGCGGGCCCACGCCCCUCCGCGCAGCGCGCGCACAGCACCGACUACCAGCCGCCGCUUGGGACGGACCCGAGUGCGUGGCUGCAGAGCGAGAUAGACCGCCGUAUGAGCGCGACCGGCCCGACGUCAGCCUCCGCCAUGAAUGUUGCUGGCACGGGCAGCGGUGCCUCCCAGCCGCAGGCCACGGCGCCUCCAUCGUAG